AUGGCCUGCCAUGCAUUUGAGGAAACUUUAACGGACGAGGCCUUACGUUGGUUCCUCAACUUGCCCACCAACUCCAUUGAUAGCUUCCAGGAACUCAGGGACAAGUUCCUCCGGUGGUUCAUCUUAUGCGGCAGUAGUUAUUGCACAACGCCCCACCUGUUCCCACUCAAACAGAGGCCUAAUGAGGGCUUGAGAGACCUUGUUCGAAGGUGGCAGAAGCAGGCUACGCAAUGUCGCUCUCUCGACCCUGCCCUAGCGGCCAAGUACGAUACUUUCGGUCACGACACGGGUGCUAAUACAAAUCUUGUUAAUGUACCCCAACUUAAUAACCCCAACGAGAGCACCGACAAUAGGUGCAGGGAUGCCAACAGGGACAAACCCUCUCAACAAGAUGAAAGAGCACCAAGGGAGAGGCCCGUUUAUAGCGAUAAGAGAGACAAGCAAUAUAGCAAAAGCCUCGAGAAAGCCAAGCACAAUUUGUCAAGCAGCCGAUACCGCAACGCACCAUAUAGCAGCAACCGAUACAAGAAAACUCCAAAGUAUGAUGCACCCAGAUACGAGAUAUAUACCACACUCACCACCUCUUAUGAAGACAUGUGGAACAACCACAAAGAUAUCAUCCCAUGCCCACCAAAGUGUAGACCCGGACAAGAGAAGCCGCAAGACAACAGUAAGUACUACAUCUACCAUGAGGAAGCCGGCCAUCCCACCAACAUCUGUUGGGAGCUAAAGAAUGCCAUCAAACACCUCAUCCAAAAUGGUAAGCUCCUACAGUAUCACACUCCUGCAACGGGAUCCAAUGACAUCGAGGUCUAUGGACAUAUAUUAACCAUACAUGAUGGCGCCCUCAGCGCCGAGACUCUUCACCUACCAAAGCGUCAAUGCCCCCGGGGGCAAGAAAUACUGGGACUUAGUCAUGGAUGCCACACUCCACAAGUGGAUUGGGACUAG
This is a messenger RNA of Rosa chinensis, 951 nucleotides long. RefSeq lists its product as uncharacterized. Lineage: Eukaryota; Viridiplantae; Streptophyta; Magnoliopsida; Rosales; Rosaceae. The record is from RefSeq and is a predicted model, not a curated record. The transcript has 2 exons. Bases 1 to 951 code for a protein of 316 amino acids.